AUGAUGCUUCGCCGCCUUCUGGUCUCGGGGCAGCUGCUGGUGCUUGCUGCUGCCCAGCCGCGCAGCGCGGGGAUGGAGCGGCGCUUUCUCCGAGACCUCCUUUCAAGAACUUAUGGAGUUUGGAUUUAUCUUUCAGAAAAAGAGCAACAGGAAGCAAUUGAACAUAUUGAUGAAGUACAGAAUGAAAUAGACAGACUGAAUGAACAAGCAAGCGAGGAAAUUUUGAAAGUAGAACAGAAAUACAACAAACUCCGCCAACCAUUCUUCCAGAAGAGGUCAGAACUGAUCGCCAAAAUCCCAAACUUCUGGGUAACAACAUUUGUCAACCACCCACAAGUAUCUGCACUGUUGGGGGAAGAAGAUGAGGAGGCACUGCAUUAUUUGACCAGAGUUGAAGUGACAGAGUUUGAAGACAUCAAAUCAGGUUACAGAAUAGAUUUUUAUUUUGACGAAAAUCCGUACUUUGAAAAUAAAGUUCUUUCCAAAGAGUUUCAUCUGAAUGAAAGUGGAGAUCCAUCUUCAAAAUCAACUGAGAUCAAAUGGAAAUCUGGGAAGGACCUGACAAAGCGCUCAAGUCAGACGCAGAACAAGGCCAGUAGGAAGAGGCAGCAUGAAGAACCGGAAAGUUUCUUUACUUGGUUUACUGACCACUCUGAUGCAGGUGCUGAUGAAUUAGGAGAAGUCAUCAAAGAUGACAUCUGGCCAAAUCCGUUACAAUACUACUUGGUUCCUGAUAUGGAUGAUGAAGAAGGUGAAGGAGAGGAGGAUGAUGAUGAUGAUGAAGAGGAAGAAGGGUUGGAGGAUAUUGAUGAAGAAGGAGAUGAAGAUGAGGGGGAAGAAGAUGAAGAUGAUGAUGAGGGAGAAGAAGGAGAGGAGGAUGAAGGAGAGGAUGACUAAUUAAACACUGAUGGAUUCCAACACCCACCUCUCCUUUUCUUAUCUUUUUAAUUUUUCUCCAGUCCCUGGGAGCAAGUUGCUGUUUUGUUUUUUUUUUCCCUCCCUCCCCCUCCCCCUCCCCCUUUGUGCUCAGUCGCCUUGUUCUCUUGAGGUCUCUUUUUUUCUCUCCUCUACACCAUGGCUCACAAUUUAUUUUUUUGAGGAAAAUACCUUAAGCAGAAUACAGUGGGAAAGAAAAUCUAUACCAGUUUCUGUUCCAAGUUCAUUUUUAUCCCUUCCUAUCUCAAAACAAAAACUGUUUAUGGAAUCAACACACCAUGUUCUGUGGGAAAAAAGAAAACCUUCUGCUCCCUUCACUCUGCUGGAAGCUGAAGAGUGCUAGGCCCCUGUGUAGUAGUGCAUAGAAUCUAGCUUUUUUCCUUCUUUCUCUGUAUAUUGGGCUCAGAGAUUACAGUGUCUCUAUGUGAAUAUGGACAGUUAGCAUUUACCAACAUGUCUGUCUACUUUCUCUUGUUUAAAAAAAUUUAAAAACUAAAAAAAAAAAAUGGGGUAGAGAUGGUCAGCAAGGGUGGGUUUCAGAUGUUUGGGUGGGUUAAGUGGGCAUUUUGACAACAUGGCUUCUUCUCCUUUGGCAUGUUUAUUGUGAUGUUUAACAAACAUCCUUGCAGUUUAAGAUGACACUUUUAAAAUAAAAUCUUCUCCUAAUGAUGACUUUGAGCCCUGCCACUUGAUGGAGAAUCAGCAGAACCUGUAGGAUCUUAUUUGGAAUUGACAUUCUCUAUUGUAAUUUUGUUCUUGUUUAUUUUUAAAUUUUUUUUUUUUUUUUUUUUGGUUCACUGGAAAGGAAAGAAAGAUGCUCAGUUUUAAACGUUAAAGUGUACAAGUUGCUUUGUUACAAUAAAACUAAAUGUGUACACGAAGGGACUAAUGGUCUUCACUGAACAGAACAUGAUUUUUCUUGCUUUGUUUUCCCAUAUGUUAAACUUUGUUUGUAGUUUCCAAUUUAAUACCUAUUGGUAUGUGGUCAGUAUGUCUGUAUUUCAAGAUAACCUCAUGGCUGUAUGGAUUUAACCUAAAUUCAGAUUGUUAGAUAGCUUUCAUAUGUGAAAAGUGUUUUAAUUUAGGUGUAAUUUGCCAUGGAUUAUCUGAUACUAUCAAUAAGUUGCUGUCAGACUGCCUAUCGAUCAUCACUACAAAUUGGCAGUCGUUACUGUAAUCUGCGCAUUGUUUCUCAGUUUGAUAUCUCCAUGGGAAUGAGUUGUGGUUACAUCCUCUUAUGUUAAAUUAAUGGAGUCUUUAAAUGUUCCCCCUUGCACCAGGAAAAAAAAUUACCUGAUCCUCUAAUAAUAAAGACAUUUGAAGAUUUAAA
Pelodiscus sinensis (Chinese soft-shelled turtle) is the source of this 2266-nucleotide messenger RNA. The record is from RefSeq and is a predicted model, not a curated record. Lineage: Eukaryota; Metazoa; Chordata; Testudines; Trionychidae.